This is a messenger RNA of Wasmannia auropunctata (little fire ant), 1962 nucleotides long. It is a transcript of the gene CCT2, whose product is annotated as T-complex protein 1 subunit beta. Bases 149 to 1756 code for a protein of 535 amino acids. Gene Ontology annotation, molecular function: ATP hydrolysis activity; ATP-dependent protein folding chaperone; ATP binding. NCBI's taxonomy places the organism in Eukaryota, Metazoa, Arthropoda, Insecta, Hymenoptera, Formicidae. The record is from RefSeq and is a predicted model, not a curated record. Gene Ontology annotation, cellular component: cytosol; chaperonin-containing T-complex. Gene Ontology annotation, biological process: protein folding. The transcript is spliced from 7 exons.
AGUCACGCAGCAUGGCCAGCAUGGUGGCAGAACUGCCUGAAUCCACCUGAAUCGUGAACGUUUGCCGUCAACGUGCGUCGAGGAUUUUCAUUUUCGGAUUUUGUGCGAUUUCUUGGAGAGAAAGUAUUCGCGUGCGUUGUCAUUCGCAAUGGUCUCCCUAAAUCCAGUGCGGAUCCUCAAAAAUGAGGCCGGAGAAGAGAAGGCGGAGAUUGCGAGAUUGAGCUCGUUUGUCGGAGUGAUAGCCAUUGGAGAUCUGGUGAAAUCCACCCUCGGUCCCAAGGGCAUGGACAAGAUACUCGUGUCUCAUGGCAGGUCCGCAGGACAGGUGCAUGUCACUAAUGAUGGUGCCACUAUUCUCAAGAGCGUCGGCGUUGAUAAUCCGGCUGCCAAGAUUUUGGUAGAAAUGUCUCGUGUCCAGGAUGACGAAGUGGGCGAUGGUACUACUUCGGUUACUGUUUUCGCUGCGGAACUUUUGCGAGAAGCCGAAAAGUUAAUUGAGAAUCAAAAGAUUCAUCCACAAACUAUCAUCGGUGGUUGGAGGAAUGCUACAAAUGCAGCGAAUGAGGCUCUAAAGAAUGCAGCCAUAGACAAUUCUGCGGAUGCCGAUCGUUUUCGAGAGGAUUUGCUGAAUAUCGCUCGUACAACGUUGAGUUCUAAGAUCUUGUCCCAACACAAGGAGCAUUUUAGCAAGCUCGCGGUCGACGCGGUGUUGCGCCUUAAAGGCUCCGGUAAUCUGUCCGCGAUUCAAGUUAUAAAGAAACGCGGCGCAACGCUCGCCGAUUCCUUUUUGGACGAGGGAUUCUUAUUGGAUAAGAAACCGGGUGUUCACCAACCACAAAAAAUUUCUGACGCGCGUAUACUUAUCGCUAAUACGUCUAUGGACACGGAUAAAAUCAAGGUAUUUGGUUCCAGAGUACGUGUAGAUUCAAUGGCAAAAAUAGCAGAGUUGGAAACUGCGGAGAAAGAAAAGAUGAAGGAUAAGGUUGACAAAAUCUUGAAGCAUGGUUGCAACGUCUUUAUCAAUAGGCAAUUGAUAUACAAUUAUCCCGAACAAUUAUUUGCUGAUGCCGGAAUUAUGGCUAUCGAGCACGCCGAUUUCGAUGGUAUCGAGAGACUUGCACUCGUUACUGGUGGCGAGAUUGUUAGUACUUUUGACAAUCCAGAUUUAGUCAAACUGGGAAAAUGCGAUCUUAUCGAACAGGUUAUGAUAGGAGAAGAUACACUUCUAAGAUUCUCCGGAGUUCCGCUGGGUGAAGCGUGCACUGUCAUUAUUCGUGGCGCAACGCAGCAGAUCAUCGACGAAGCCGAGAGAUCGCUGCACGAUGCGCUCUGCGUUUUAGCAGCUACGGUACGCGAGUCGAGAAUAGUUUAUGGAGGUGGAUGCAGCGAAAUGAUUAUGGCUUGCGCCGUUAUGCGAGCGGCCGCAGCCACGCCGGGUAAAGAGGCCGUUGCGAUGGAAGCCUUUGCACGAGCGUUGCAGCAAUUGCCAACCGUUAUCGCCGAUAAUGCUGGCUAUGAUUCGGCGCAAUUGGUCAGCGAAUUGAGAGCCGCACACAAUUCCGGGAGCAACACCAUGGGAUUAGAUAUGGAAAUGGGCAAAGUCGGUUGUAUGAAGCGGCUAGGAAUCACCGAAUCUUGGGUAGUGAAGAGGCAAGUUCUCGUGAGUGCAGCCGAAGCAGCAGAAAUGAUACUUCGGGUGGACGAUAUUUUGCGCGCGGCUCCUAGAAAACGCGUACAAGAUAGAGGACGUUGUUAAUUCAUUAAGAAAAAGGAAAAGAAAUUUUUACUUUCGCUUUGAUUUCAUAAUUGCUUGCAAUUUCUUUAAUACGUAACAUGCGGCUUCUUAAAUUAAUAUGUUUAAUUAAAUAUUUCAUUGUAUUGGUCUCUGAUCGAUAAUAACAUUUGAUAAUAUUAAUGUACUAAUUAGAGCAAGGAAAAUAUAUUCCAUUUUUUUGAACAUUA